This is a messenger RNA of Poeciliopsis prolifica (blackstripe livebearer), 711 nucleotides long. RefSeq lists its product as uncharacterized. The record is from RefSeq and is a predicted model, not a curated record. NCBI's taxonomy places the organism in Eukaryota, Metazoa, Chordata, Actinopteri, Cyprinodontiformes, Poeciliidae. Gene Ontology annotation, cellular component: lysosome; phagocytic vesicle; late endosome. Gene Ontology annotation, biological process: phagosome-lysosome fusion; endosome to lysosome transport. Gene Ontology annotation, molecular function: GTPase activity; GTP binding. The transcript is spliced from 5 exons. Bases 27 to 689 code for a protein of 220 amino acids.
AGCUCGAGAGUCAAUCUGGUCUCAGGAUGGGAGAGGAAAACACCGCCGUCACCCUGAAGACGAUCCUCAUAGGAAACUCCGGGGUGGGAAAAUCGUCCGUCAUGAACAGAUACGUGGAUAACCGCUUCACCAACAUGUACAGAGCCACCAUAGGGACGGACUUUUUCUCCAAAGCGGUCAGGAUAAACGGGAACACCGUGACCCUGCAGAUCUGGGACACAGCAGGCACAGAGAGGUUCCAGUCUCUGGGCACGCCGCUGUACAGAGGGAGCCACUGCUGCAUGCUGGUGUUUGACGUCACGUCCUCGACCAGCUUCAGCGCCUUGGAGAUGUGGAGGAAGGAGUUCCUGGUCCAGGGCGAGCCUCAGGAUCCGGAGAACUUUCCCUUCGUUGUGCUGGGCAACAAGACGGACCUGGGCAACCGGGAGGUCGGUCUCGACUCGCUUGCAGACUUCCUUCCAUUUGUGCAUCUGCCGGUGUCUCGCAGGAAGGCGAUGCAGUGGUGCGAAGAAAUCGGGGCGGAGUACUUUGAAGGAAGCGCCAAAGAGGACCUGGACAUGGAGAAGCCAUUUUUAAAAGCCACAGAGCUCGGCCUCCAGCAGUACAAAAAACACACAUUGGAAAAUACAGGACAUUUCCAGAUAACCUGCGAACAGCCGAGAGAAACUCGCAACACCUGCGAGUGCUGAUAAGAGAGCACUCGUCCCGGCG